Messenger RNA from Centropristis striata (black sea bass), 2949 nucleotides. Its product is annotated as vesicle-fusing ATPase. The coding region runs from base 95 to 2329 and encodes 744 amino acids. Gene Ontology annotation, cellular component: Golgi stack. The transcript is spliced from 20 exons. Gene Ontology annotation, molecular function: ATP binding; ATP hydrolysis activity. Lineage: Eukaryota; Metazoa; Chordata; Actinopteri; Perciformes; Serranidae. Gene Ontology annotation, biological process: Golgi to plasma membrane protein transport; intra-Golgi vesicle-mediated transport; SNARE complex disassembly. The record is from RefSeq and is a predicted model, not a curated record.
CAUCUGCUGCCGAGCCUUCCGCUCACCGUCCCGCUGUCCUGCGAAUCAUUGACCCAGAGCUGCAUCCCUCAUCUACCGUGAAGCAACCGUGAAGAUGGCGGCCCGGACCAUGCAAGCAGCGCGAUGCCCAACAGAUGAGCUGUCGCUGACUAAUUGUGCCGUGGUGAGCGAGAAGGAUCUGCAGUCAGGACAACAUGUGACUGUGAAGACCACACCCAACCACAAGUUUGUGUUUACAGUGAAGACCCACCACACUGUGGCACCUGGAAGCAUCGCCUUCAGCCUGCCGCAGAGAAAAUGGGCCGGUCUCUCCAUUGGCCAGGAAGUGGAAGUGGCCAACUAUAACUUUGACAAGACCAAGCAGUGCAUCGGCGCCAUGACAAUCGAGAUCGACUUCCUGCAGAAGAAGAGUACUGACUCCUCCCCCUACGACUCAGACAAGAUGGCCGCUGAGUUCAUCCAGCAGUUCAACAACCAGGCCUUCUCUGUUACCCAGCAGCUUGUGUUUAGUUUCUGUGAUAAGCUGUUUGGCUUGAUGGUGAAAGACAUCGAGGCGAUGGACGCCAGCAUCCUGAGAGGAGAACCAGCGUCUGGAAAGAAACAGAAGAUUGACAACGGGCUGAUGGUGGGAAACAGCCAGGUGGUCUUCGAGAAGGCAGAGAGUUCCUCCCUCACACUAGUUGGCAAAGCUAAGACCAAGGAGCAGCGACAGACGAUCAUCAACCCAGAGUGGAACUUUGAGAAGAUGGGGAUCGGAGGUCUGGAUCGGGAGUUCUCUGACAUUUUCCGCAGAGCCUUCGCUUCCCGAGUUUUCCCUCCAGACAUCGUGGAGCAGAUGGGGUGUAAACACGUGAAGGGCAUCAUGCUGUUCGGGCCUCCUGGUUGUGGUAAAACCCUGAUGGCGAGGCAGAUCGGCAAGAUGCUGAACGCCCGCGAGCCCAAAGUGGUCAACGGCCCCGAGAUCCUCAACAAGUACGUGGGAGAGUCGGAGGCCAACAUCCGCAAACUGUUCGCUGACGCCGAGGAGGAGCAGAAGAGGCUGGGAGCCAACAGCGGCCUCCACAUCAUCAUCUUUGAUGAGUUGGACGCCAUCUGCAAGCAGAGAGGAACGGGCGCCAGCAGCACGGGCGUGCACGACACCGUGGUCAACCAGCUGCUGUCCAAGAUCGACGGCGUGGAGCAACUCAACAACAUCCUGGUCAUCGGUAUGACCAACAGGCCUGACCUGAUCGAUGACGCCCUGAUGAGGCCCGGAAGGUUUGAGGUCAAGAUGGAAAUCAGUCUGCCUGAUGAAAAGGGGCGUGUCCAGAUCCUGCAGAUCCACACCAACAAGAUGCGAAGCUUCAACCUGCUGCAUGGUGACGUGGACAUCAAGGAACUAGCAGCUGAGACCAAGAACUACAGCGGAGCAGAGCUGGAGGGUCUGGUCAGGGCCGCCCAGUCCACCGCCAUGAACCGGCACAUCAAGGCCACCUCUACAGUGGAGGUGGACAUGGAGAGAGCAGAGAAGCUGCAGGUGACCAGAGCUGACUUCAUGGGAUCCCUCAACAACGACAUCAAACCUGCGUUUGGAACAAACCAGGAGGAUUAUUCCAGCUACAUCAUGAACGGCAUCAUUAAAUGGGGCGACCCGGUCACUCACGUCCUGGAUGAUGGAGAGCUGCUGGUGCAGCAGACCAAGAACAGCGACCGCACACCGCUGGUGGCCGUGUUACUGGAGGGUCCUCCCCACUGUGGGAAGACAGCCCUGGCAGCUCAGAUUGCAGAGGACUCGCAGUUCCCCUUCAUUAAGAUCUGCUCUCCAGACAAGAUGAUUGGACACUCAGAGAUCUCCAAGUGCCAGGCAAUCAAAAAGGUCUUUGAUGAUGCCUAUAAGUCUCAGCUCAGCUGUGUGGUGGUGGAUGACAUCGAGCGUCUGCUGGACUACGUCCCCAUCGGGCCUCGUUUCUCCAACCUGGUGCUUCAGGCUCUCCUGGUGCUGCUGAAGAAAGCUCCCCCCAAGGGCCGGAAGCUGCUGAUCAUCGGCACCACCAGCAGGAAGGACGUCCUGCAGGAGAUGGAGAUGUUGGACGCCUUCAGCACCACCAUCCACAUCCCCAACAUCUCCACCGGGGAGCAGCUGGUGGACGCUUUAGAGCUGCUGGGGAGCUUCACAGAUAAAGAGCGGGCCGGCAUCGCUCAGCAGCUCAAAGGGAAGAGAGUCUGGAUCGGCAUCAAGAAGCUGCUGGUGCUCAUCGAGAUGUCGCUGCAGAUGGAACAAGAAUACAGAGUGUCCAAGUUCCUGUCUCUGCUGAAAGACGAGGGGGCUGAUCGCAGCUUCUACGAGUAGAGCAACUAGAGAGCAACGCAACCAGCAACAAACCACACAUGGGACGAAAUGAGGAAGAGGAGGAGAAGAAACGAAGAUCUUCCUCUUGUCCGACCACCUGCUGAUCCAUCCGUCUAUUUAAAUAAACACCUGGUCAAAGAGAGGGGACACUAGUCCUCCAUCUCAGCAUGUUUCCACAGGCAAAAUCACUGUUUCCUCCUCAUCACCACCAAGUUUACUAACUGACAUAUCACAGCAAACUACGGGAAGUCGUACUGUUCAAAAAAAAUCUGUUAUCUGUAAAGAAAUUGCAAUAGGUGAUUGUAAAAAGUGCGGUUUUGUGCAUCGUGCGUAAAAAAUGACCAAAAAAAAAAAGACAUGUAUGUUUUCAGCUAUAGUAUUUGUUGUAUUUGUUGCAUAUCCUUCGUCCUGCUAAAAAUAGUUAUUGUUAGUAUUAUAUGUAUUCUCACAAAUACAAGCAGAAUAUACAGAAUACAGAAUACAUCCCGAUCUGAAUAUUUAAGACAUGAAUCUAUGAAUGAGAGGCUUUUAGUGACUAUGUAGUGGCUGUAAAAAAAAAAGAAAUAAAAAAAAAGCUGUUCCUUGUGUAAAUGUAAACCCUUUAAACAUACAGUAUGUAA